ACCACCCCUUACCUUCCCUCUACCCACGACUGCUCUUCUCAAGACGCGGGGCUAGGUCUUAUCUUCGCUGUGCCUCCUCGUCUGCUCAUCGCGCCGUGCUAGGUUUCCCGAGGCUCGUCUCCACCCCCUCCUCCUCCUCUUCCCGACGUACCUUCUCGAGCACCCGAUUAGCAGCCAUGACAGCUACCAAGAUCGAUGGCACCCAGAUUGCCAAGAACAUUCGCGAGGGACUCAAGACUGAGAUCCGCCAGAUCCAGGAAUCCAACCCCAGAUUCAAGCCUAGUCUGGUUAUCUUUCAGGUUGGCAACCGAUCGGAUUCCAGCACUUAUGUGCGCAUGAAGUUGAAGGCUGCCGAGGAGACAAACAUCCUUUGCAAGAUCAUCAAUUUCCCGGAGUCUGUUACACAGCCUGAAGUUCUGCAAGAGAUCAUCAAAGCCAACAAUGACCCCUCGGUACACGGUAUUCUGGUCCAGCUGCCCCUCCCCAAGCACUUGUCCGAGCACACUAUUACCUCCGCUGUCGCGGACGAGAAGGAUGUCGACGGAUUCGGUGCUAUCAACAUUGGAGAAUUGGCUAAGCGAGGUGGCCGGCCUCUCUUCCUUCCCUGCACGCCCAAGGCUGUCAUGAAGCUUCUGCAGGAGAGCGGCAUCGACCCUGCUGGUAAGGAAGCUGUGGUCCUUGGUCGCAGCGAUAUCGUCGGAAGCCCCGUCAGCUACUUGCUGAAGAAUGCUGAUGCAACCGUUACCUUGUGCCACUCGAAGACCCCCGAUAUUGCUAGAAUUGUGAAGACUGCCGAUAUUGUUGUUGCCGCCAUUGGACAGACCGAGUUUGUCAAGGGAGAGUGGCUCAAGCCCGGUGCCAUCGUCAUUGACGUUGGUAUUAACUACAAGGCCGAUGCUACUCGCAAGUCCGGCCAGCGACUUGUUGGAGAUGUCGAUUAUGAAUCCGCUGUUCAGGUUGCCUCUCAGAUCACUCCCGUCCCCGGUGGUGUUGGGCCCAUGACUGUGGCCAUGCUGCUGGAGAACGUGGUGACUGGGGCAAAGGCCUACUUCGAGAAGCAGAAGGAUAGACAUAUUACUCCCCUUCCCAUCAAAUUGGCCAGUCCUGUGCCCUCCGAUAUCGCCAUCUCUCGUGCGCAGUAUCCUAAACCGAUCACUCAGCUUGCCGGGGAGAUUGGCAUUGCACCCCAUGAGCUCGAACCCUACGGUCACACUAAGGCCAAGGUCAGUCUCUCCGUUUUGGACCGCCUGUCUCACCGUCGCGAUGGUCGGUACAUUUUAGUCUGCGGUAUCACUCCCACUCCUCUUGGUGAGGGUAAGUCGACCACCACCCUGGGUCUGUCCCAGGCUCUUGGUGCCCACUUGAACCGCAUUGUUUUCGCCAAUGUGCGCCAGCCCAGCCAGGGUCCUACAUUCGGUAUCAAGGGUGGAGCUGCUGGCGGAGGUUACAGUCAGGUCAUCCCGAUGGAUGAGUUUAACCUGCACUUGACUGGCGAUAUCCACGCCAUCACUGCCGCUAACAACCUUCUUGCUGCCGCUAUCGAAACUCGUAUGUUCCAUGAGGCCACCCAGAAGGAUGGUGCCCUCUACAAGCGCCUGGUUCCUGCCAAGAAGGGCAAGCGCGAAUUCCAGCCCAUUAUGUACCGGAGACUCAAGAAGUUGGGUAUCACCAAGACCAACCCGGACGAACUCACUGAGGAAGAGAUCCGCCGCUUCGCUCGCCUUGAUAUCGACCCUGAGACUAUCACUUGGCGCCGUGUUCUGGAUGUCAACGACCGUCACCUGCGCGGAAUCACCAUUGGGCAGGCUCCCACUGAGCGCGGUCUGACGCGCGAAACUGGUUUCGAUAUCUCGGUCGCCAGUGAGUGUAUGGCAAUUCUUGCGCUGAGCAACAGUCUCGAAGACAUGCGUGAGAGACUGGGACGUAUGGUUGUUGCCACUUCGCGAAACGGCGACCCCGUCACUUGCGACGACAUUGGUGCGGGUGGUGCUCUCGCAGCUCUUAUGAAGGACGCCAUUAAGCCCAACCUGAUGCAGAGCUUGGAGGGAACUCCUGUCCUGGUUCACGCUGGCCCCUUUGCCAACAUCAGCAUUGGCGCCAGCUCUGUCAUCGCCGACAAAUUGGCCUUGAAGCUUGCAGGUACCGAGCCGGAUGAGGACCAUGAUGCUCGCACUGGCUUCGUUGUCACUGAGGCUGGCUUCGAUUUCACGAUGGGCGGUGAGCGCUUCUUCAACAUCAAGUGCCGGUCCUCCGGUCUGUCUCCCGACACCGUGGUCAUUGUGGCUACCGUCCGUGCCUUGAAGGUUCAUGGUGGCGGCCCUGAGAUCACCCCUGGCGCUGCUCUGCCUGAAGUGUACCGCACUGAGAAUGUCGACAUCUUGCGCAAGGGUUGCAUCAACUUGAAGAAGCACAUUGAGAACGCUCGUCAGUACGGUGUGCCCGUGGUGGUGGCGAUCAACCGUUUCGAGACCGACACGGAGGCCGAGAUUGCUGUCAUUCGCGAAGAGGCCAUUGCGGCAGGAGCGGAGGACGCGGUCCCCGCCAACCACUGGGCCGAGGGCGGAGCCGGUGCGGUGGAUCUAGCCAAGAGCGUCCUCGUGUCUAGCUCUAAGCCCAAGGACUUCAAGCUCCUGUAUAACUUGGACGGCACCAUCCAGGAGCGGAUCGAGCGGAUUGGUAAGGCUAUGUAUGGUGCGGAGAAGGUCGAGUUCAGUGAAUUGGCCCAGAAGAAGGUCGACACAUACACUGCCCAAGGAUUCGGCAACCUCCCGAUUUGCAUUGCGAAGACGCAGUACUCGCUCAGUCACGACCCGGCUCUCAAGGGUGCCCCGACUGGCUUCACCGUCCCCAUUCGUGACGUUCGAUUGGCGGUUGGCGGUGGAUAUCUGUAUGCCCUUGCAGCAGACAUUCAGACCAUUCCGGGUCUGCCCACAGCCCCUGGUUAUUUGAAUGUGGAUAUCGAUCCCGAGACUGGGGAGAUUGACGGUCUCUUCUAGACGGGACGUUGGCAUGGGCGAGAGGCCCACUUCAGGAUCGGAAUUGCGGUCUCUGUAUAGAUUUCUUUCUCUGUUAUCUUCUUGAUAUAUUCAUGAUUUUGGACGAUAAAUUUACAACUACAACGGGCGCAGGAGCAUUGGAGGGAUCUAUUAUUUCAACAUCAAAAGCGUGGCUCAUUCAUCAGGGCCGGCGUCCCUCAGCUAGAAGGCUAGAGAAUAUACUACGCCCUCUUCAACAUAAUAGAAUGGAUGUGGAUGUGG
Messenger RNA from Aspergillus aculeatus ATCC 16872, 3257 nucleotides. Its product is annotated as C-1-tetrahydrofolate synthase. The record is from RefSeq and is a predicted model, not a curated record. Gene Ontology annotation, cellular component: cytosol. Gene Ontology annotation, biological process: tetrahydrofolate interconversion. Bases 177 to 2996 code for a protein of 939 amino acids. NCBI's taxonomy places the organism in Eukaryota, Fungi, Ascomycota, Eurotiomycetes, Eurotiales, Aspergillaceae. Gene Ontology annotation, molecular function: methenyltetrahydrofolate cyclohydrolase activity; methylenetetrahydrofolate dehydrogenase (NADP+) activity; formate-tetrahydrofolate ligase activity. The transcript has 5 exons.